Messenger RNA from Exserohilum turcica Et28A, 189 nucleotides. RefSeq lists its product as uncharacterized. The record is from RefSeq and is a predicted model, not a curated record. Lineage: Eukaryota; Fungi; Ascomycota; Dothideomycetes; Pleosporales; Pleosporaceae. The transcript has 2 exons. Bases 1 to 189 code for a protein of 62 amino acids.
AUGUCUUCGUCCCAGGGUCAGCAGCAGCAGUCUUCCGGUGGCAGCAGACCUACUGGCGCAACAGGAGGUGGCUACUACAGACACCCUUGCAGAAACUGGCAGCAGGAGGGCCACCCCAAGGACUACAACUUUAUCGAUCAGAAUGACCAGCUUUGCGCUCAUUGCUUGUGCGCACCCCGCAGCCGUUGA